Uranotaenia lowii is the source of this 3330-nucleotide messenger RNA. RefSeq names its product fatty-acid amide hydrolase 2-B-like. The transcript has 5 exons. Bases 986 to 2545 code for a protein of 519 amino acids. The record is from RefSeq and is a predicted model, not a curated record. NCBI's taxonomy places the organism in Eukaryota, Metazoa, Arthropoda, Insecta, Diptera, Culicidae.
GUCAGUCUCAGUCUCAGUAGUAUGUCGCUGGACGGCGAGCAGUUCGGUUCGAAAAAAUCCUAGAAUGGUCGCUAUCAGCUAGCCUUAUACCUAGCUAAUUCGAUAAAGUUCUUCCGAUCACACCGUAGGACUGUCUGUAUGAGGGUAGAGUGGAAUCGUCUUCUCGGGUCGGAUUUCCAAAUCUACCGGAUCAACAACAAUCGUGCGUCUCCAUUGCGAAGAUAAACGCUAUCAUUUAAUAUAGAUGAAAGCGGAACGUGGGUGAAUUAACAUCUAGCUCGCUGUUGCCUCGUCGGAGAAAGCUGAGAAAAAAAACUUAAGCUGGCAAUUUGAAUCGAUUAGAAUUGAUGGCAGCGAGUUGUCGACCCGGUAAACUUCGUGUUAUUGUGUAGUAGUUUUCCAUCUAUUAAACGUCCACAGAGCGUGGAAUUUCUCAUGUUUGAGGAAGCCGCGCGGCGACGUUCGUUCUGGUUAAAGUUCGCGACCUUUGCACACAAACCGUGCGGUAGCAUCGAUUAAAGAAACAUCCCCUGGCUGGUACCGCAUAUUUUAGUGGAGUUUAGGGGGUAAGCAGUGAUACGACAUUCUAAUAGCUAAGUGGUGCUUCGAUAAAGCAAAUUACUGUCGAUACAGCUAGAAGCCGCUUUUAGCACCUCGAGACUUGUGAGCGAAGCGGACUAGAAAAGAAAAACGAAUUUUCCACACACUUCUAGGCCCACCCCUGGAAUUAUAGAGAACACUAUCAGCAAACUAACGACUUACCCAUAAAGAGACGAAAAAGUGUUACAGCAUAUAGUGGUUUUCACCCUGUUCAAACGAGUCAGUGCAAGUGCGAACUACUUUUUGAGAUUUUGUUCUAUUACCCUGCGAACCAACAGUUGCGUAGUUGUAACAGUAGACAUACUUACACGAAUUCAAUCAAUAACCGUCUCUGAAGUGUGACGUCGAGCAAAGAAAAGUUUCCCGAAGCAAGUUCCUCAACGAAAUGGAAUGGUGGCUGGCAGCGUUAGGUAUCCUGUUGAGGGUGCUAAACUUUGUGAUACGGCCGCUGCUGAAAUUUGUCGGUGGAUCCCGGCGGAAAACGCCAUUUCCGGAAAUUCUGAACGAAAUGCUGGAAAUUCCGGCCGUUGAUCUAGCCGAGCGCAUUAGAAACAAGGAGCUUCGGUCGGAAGACAUCGUGAGGGCCUAUAUCGAUCGCAUCCGGGAGGUGAAUCCGCUGAUCAAUGCGGUCGUCGAAGAACGUUUUUCGGCAGCAAUCGACGAGGCCCGGAAGGCGGAUGAAAUGAUCGCCAACAUGCAAACGAUCUGGCUAAUCAAGACCUACCCACUGUUAGGAGUUCCAUUCACCGUAAAGGAAAGUUGUGGGCUGAAAGGUGCACUCUUCACCGGCGGUUCACUGCCAAGGGCGGGCAUCAAGGCAAGCUGUGACGGUGAGGCGGUGGCACUGCUGAGGGCGGCCGGAUGCAUUCCUCUGUUGGUGUCCAACACGCCGGAAUACUGUCUCAGCUGGGAGUCGUACAACCACAUCACCGGCCGUACCCUCAAUCCGUACGACAACCGACGAACGGCCGGCGGCUCAUCCGGUGGUGAGGGUGCCCUGAUCGGGUCCGGCGCGUCCCUGUUCGGCGUCGGUAGCGAUGUGGCAGGCUCGAUCCGAAUGCCAGCUCUAUUCAACGGCAUUUUCGGUCACAAACCGACGGCAGAUGUUAUCUCCAUCAAGGGUCACUUUCCGAUGGCUUCCGAUCCGAAGUUCAGCCAGUUGCUAACGGUGGGUCCCAUGUGCCGAUACGCGAAGGAUUUGCCAGCUUUGGUCCACAUCAUGGCGGGAUCCCGGGCGUACAAGCUGCGGCUGGACGAAACUGUCUACACCAAAGAUAUUAAAAUCUUCUACAUGGAAGAUUUCGGUUUCGAUCUACGAAUGAUACCAGUUGACGAGGAGAUCAAGAUCGCUUUGUUCCGAGCGGUGCAAUACUUCAAGGAUCACGGUCUGCAAACUGAGCGGGCCGAGUUCGACAAUAUAAACAACAGUUUGCAGAUGUCCGUUUGUACCCUGCAAUCGCUCGAAGACAUUCCGGAUUUGUUUGAGAACCGGGAGAACCCCAAGGAAAAAGUUAAUUUAAUCAUGGAGCUCGGAAGGACGAUGAUCGGUAGGUCACAGUUUACGCUGGCCGGAGUUGUGUUCAACAUUCUCAACGCGACCAAGUACAUGUUCACACCGGAGCAACAGGAACAGUACCUUCAAAUGGCUGAAAAUCUUAAGAAGCAGAUCACGGAAACUCUCGGAACCGAUGGAGUAUUGUUUCUGCCAACGUUCCCAACGGCGGCACCGCGUCACUACGAAUCAUUCGGACUAAUCACCGGUGUCACAUAUUCGAUGCUGUUCAAUGCGCUUGGCUUGCCAGGGACUCAUGUUCCACUGGGCUUCAACCGUGCGGGACUUCCCAUCGGCAUACAGGUAGUAACUGCUCCGUAUCAGGAUCGGUUAGGUUUGUGCAUAGCCCGGGAACUGGAAGCAGCCUUCGGUGGAUGGAAAGCUCCAAAAUAAGCAGAGCAAAAUCAGCAGAGAGGCAGAACACGUGUGAUAUAAAACGAUACCAAAAGCAGGGUUCAAUUUCGGUGACCAGUGAAAGCGGCCAGGUGCCGCAGUCAAUGUGCCUUAAUUAUGAAUAGCAUUUAACUACACCAAAACGGGAAAAAUAAAUCUAAGUUUAAUGUUUUAAAAACCAUUUUACUCAAACAAAUAUCAUAAAUCACUUCCCAAUGUCAGAUUGGUGGCACAAGAACCCCAAAAGGUGAACCCAAUUUCUGUCACAUCAAACAUAUUGUAAUAUGUUGAAAUCAACGUAGCACCGAUGCCGAACAGUAUCACGGCUGCUGAAAGUAUGCAGUCACUAUACAUGAACCGACAGAAACGGACAAUUUGAUCGUUACAGAUCGAGAAGCAAUCUUCGAAGAAGUAAACCUUCGUUCGGGGUGGUCGAAAUCCACUGGAACCUGGCCCAAUCGAUCCGUAGGCGCUUUGGAAGAUCAACGGUUCCAGAUCGUCAUGACUUGUUGCAGAGGCAUCUUUGAUUUGAAUGCGUUCCAUCUCCUGGUAAUAGAUUGUCUCCAAGCUGGUCAUUUUCUGGUAAAACAGUGGGGGCAGUAUGAAAAUUAGAGGCCCUGUUAACGUUCCACCAAUGAUGCUCAUCACUACAUCGAACCGGGGAAGAAUUUCCGCGAUUAGAACCGCUAACCAUACGAGGAUUGACCGGAUGAUGCAUCGUUUGAAUGUGAAGUCUAAAACGAAAAUAAAAUAAAAAGGUUGAAUCAAUCAAUCGAAACAUUAAA